This is a messenger RNA of Bombus pascuorum, 1728 nucleotides long. RefSeq lists its product as uncharacterized. The record is from RefSeq and is a predicted model, not a curated record. The transcript is spliced from 3 exons. Bases 292 to 1155 code for a protein of 287 amino acids. Lineage: Eukaryota; Metazoa; Arthropoda; Insecta; Hymenoptera; Apidae.
GUAGGUUUCCGCGCCUCCCGUAGGAAGGUGGUGCUUGUGCAGCACGUUUUCGCAUACGCAACUUCGGCCUGUCGUCUAGGUAUAUAAAGUGGUUGGGGCGAGACGACAGGUUCAGAAUACUCGCUACGCUCGAUCCACGCAUCGGGUGACACCACGCCGUCAAGGGACACCUCUGACCAGCGAUAAGCUCAAACAGAAAGGGACAGGCAAGAGGUGCCGUCUCUCGGUAGCGUGCCCUCGACUUCCAGCUUCCGUUCUCCUGAUCAGUCGAUCGAAACAUUGAGAAGCAAGAUGAAGAUUAUCCUGUUAUUGUUGCCGAUCUCGUGGCUGGCCAUGUGCCUGGCGACACCAUUGGAGAAGCUCGAUAAGAUCAGCGUGCUCGAGCAGCAGUCUGUGACGCUAACGGAUCGGGCCAAGUACGAGGAGGAGCUGCUUCGAAAGCUUAACUCCAAGUGCUCGCAAAACGACAUGAGCAGCUGCGUGAUGUUGAAGUUGGUUACCUACAUGAACAAGCUACUGAAGAAGGCGUCGAUCGAGCUGACAGACGAUAUCGAGAUCAGAAAAACCAGCCAAGCCUCCGAGGAGGUGAUUACGUUCGAAGCUGGCAGAAGCAACGACGAUGAGUCUGAGGUCCUCGACCUUGUCGCCAACAAGGUGUAUGCGUUCAUCAAGUCUAGAAGCAUCAAAUGGAGAAUUCUACCGGAAGAUGACGUAGUUGUUUCCGCUUCGGAGGAUGAGAACGGGUCGUUGAAUCUUGGCUUGUCCAUCGAAAGGGCGGACAAUAUUCCAGUGCAGGAUGGUCGUGGAAAGAAGAACAAUAACAUGGGUCCGUUGAUCGCGGCGGCGGUGCUGAAGGUCGGUCUGAUCGGUGGUCUGGCCUUCAAGGCGCUCGCGUUACUUGUCGGCAAAGCGUUGCUCCUUUCCAAGAUCGCUCUUUUACUGGCCGGUAUAAUCGGUCUGAAGAAACUGUUCUCGCAACAGAAACACGUGACUUACGAGGUGGUCGCUCAUCCUCAUCACACUUCCAGUCACACGUUGGAUCACGGACACGGGGACAGCUAUUCCAGCGGCUGGGCCAGAAGUUUCCACGGUCAAGGUCCGAUUUCCGGGCAGACAGACGCUCACGAUCUAGCCUACUCGGCGCACGCGAAGUGAGUCGAGGUGUUAGACCCGUGGAUUCGAAUUCGUGGUACCUGAUGACACCGUCUGCCAUCUGUUAGACCUUGUCAGAUCCACUGAUUCUUGCCAGCACUCUCUUGCCGUUAGAUUUAAUAUCUAAUUCCUCUCUGUCACCCAUUUUUCUAUCUUCUUCAUUUGUUUUUAUUCCUCGUCUCUCGAUCUUUACCUUCCUACUUGGCCUUCUCUCCUACCUUUUUCAACGGUGAUCUUCCAUUCUUGACUGUGGACGGACAAUAGACACAGACGGCAUGCGACACAGUGUACUUUGCACAAAAAGAACUUAAAUGAAGAUCUCGACUAUUUAAUGGACUGCUUAAAAUGACACGAUGGCAUAAUUCGUGUGUAUUUGUCGUUCUAUCGACUUCUAGCGAUGAAUCGCAUACUAGCGAGCUAUUAGAAAGUCGAAUCACGAUCGUAGAUAACCGACGGACGAACGAGACGCUCCCAUAGAAACGGAAAAUCACGGACGCAAGAAAACGGACUGCCGCAUACUCCCUCUGUAACUAUACUUUAUUUAUCCAUUAAUUUAUGAUUAACUUAUUCUCCUGU